UGGUCUUACCCGGAUUUUCACAAAAUUCGAAGAAUCUGUGGCACACGUGUGCAAAAAUGAUAAUCAAAUUCUGUCCGAAUCUCUGACCGGACUUACCCGAAUUGCCCCCCAGAACUUCCCUUUCGCGAAGUGGUACCUCAAGGUACAACUCCUUUCUUUUCUCCCUUCAUCUCUUUUUUUUGAGUUUUUUCUCCAUUGCGCUGCGUUCUCUGUCUUUCGCUGUUUUCUCUCGCUAAAAUCUCACAAGGUCUGCCUCUUUAUGAUUAGUAUGUGCUUAUUCAUGGUUUUGUGUUUGAUUUUGGGUGGAAUUUACUUUCUGGAAAUCUAUUAAUUGGAUCUGAAAUUCGGGAACGGCAAUUUUUUGCAGAUCGGAAGAUUGAAGCUAUUGGAGGUGGUUUGAAUUUGCGAAUUAGGGUUCGAGUGUAAUUCACGGCGAUCUAGGGUUUAGGUGGGUGUAAUUUUGGGCUUCCUGUGUUUGGGGAUUUUGCUAGGGUUUUUGGGGAGUUUGUUAAUUGGGGGUGGUUUUAUUGUUUUCAUCUUGUUUAUCAGAAUUGGGUGGAAUUUUCAUUUCUUUUUGUGAAGAAAACAACGAGGAAGGUGUUUAUUUGAAGUUUGGCUGGAGUUUAAUUGUGUUGAUAGUGUGGUUGGAGAUUGGGUUAUUUGGGAAAAUGCAAACCGAAAGUUAUUAUGCAUGGGAGGGAACAAAGGGAAGGUGAGAAUCAGAGGAGGAUUAUCAUUAAAAUAAGCGGUUGCUUUAAUCAGCAUAUGCGGUCUGUUUCUUUGAGCACCACGAAAAGUGUAGCUGACGCUGAAUCAAGUUUUGCUUCUAGUGUUGUUACGGAUAUUUCUAGUGAUUCCUUUUGCAAGGAUGGUCGCAGAAUUAGCAUUGGAGAUUGUGCAUUAUUCAAGCCAGCUCAGGAUUCUCCACCAUUUAUAGGCAUAAUCCGUUGGCUGACAUCUAAUAAAGAGAAUAACUUGAAUUUAGGUGUUAAUUGGCUUUAUCGACCGGCUGAGGUAAAGCUUGGCAAAGGCAUCCCGUUGGACGCCUCGCCAAACGAAAUUUUUUAUUCUUUCCACAAGGAUGAGAUUCCUGCCGCAUCUUUACUCCAUCCGUGUAAAGUUGCAUUCCUACCUCAAGGUGUUGAACUUUCAAGUGAGAUAUCUUCAUUUGUCUGUCGACGAGUGUACGACAUUGACAAGGAGCGUUUAUGGUGGUUAACUGAUCAAGAUUAUAUUAAUGAUCGACAAGAAGAAGUUGAUAAGCUUUUACAAAAAACAAGAAUAGAUAUGGAUGCAUCAUUUGUGCCAGAAAACCGGUCUCCAAAACCAACAAGUAACUCAAUGUCUACUUCGCAAUUUAAGCCAGCUUCUGAUAAUGGGCAGAACAGUGCUACUUCUGUUCCCUUGCAAACAAAAGGAAAGAAGAGGGAGCGUGGGGAGCAGUCCUUGGAGCCUGCAAAGCGGGAACGUUCCCUUAAACAAGAAGAUGGGGAGUCCAGUCUUUGCAGAUCGGAAAGCUCUUUGAGGUCUGAAAUAGCAAAGAUGACAGAAAAAGGAGGGCUUGUAGAUUCUGAAUUGGUUGAGAAACUGGUGCAGCUUAUGCACCCAAACAGAGCCGACAAGAAGAUGGAUUUAAUAAGUCGUUCAAUGCUGGCAAGUGUUAUAGCUGGCACAGACAAGUUUGAUUGCCUUAACCGCUUUCUCCAGCUCAAAGGCUUACCUGUCUUUGAUGAAUGGCUUCAGGAUGUCCACAAGGGGAAGAUUGGUGAUGGUGAUAAAUCUGCAGAGGAGUUUUUGUUGAUCUUACUUCGAGCUCUAGAUAAGCUUCCUGUAAAUUUACAUGCCUUACAGACAUGCAAUAUUGGCAGGUCUGUUAAUCAUUUAAGGUCUCAUAAAAACUCUGAAAUUCAGAAGAAAGCAAGGAGUUUAGUCGACACUUGGAAGAAGCGAGUUGAGGCUGAAAUGAAUAUGAUCGAUGCCAAGUCUGAGUCUACUCAAAUUGCUUCCUGGCCAUCUAAAUCACGUAUCUCAGACUCUCAUGGAAGUAGAAAUCUUGGGGGAUCUAAUGAUGUAGCCUUGAAGAGUUCAGUAACGCAACUUUCGGCAUCUAAAGCUAUGUCAGUAAAGGUUUCUCAAGUGGAAAGCACUGCAAAGUCUGCUUCUUCAUCUCCCGUUGCAGUCAAAUCAGCUUCAUCACCAGCCUCAGUAAAGGACAGCCAACCCAAAUCUGGGUGUGCUUCUGAAGUUCCCUUAUCAUUUAAAGAAGAUAAGAGUAGUUGUUCUAGCCAGUCUCUCAAUUGCAGUCAACCUUUCUCAGGAAAGGAGGAUGCUAGGAGCUCGACUGCUGGCUCAAUGAGUGUUAAUAAGAUAAGUGGAGGCUCUCGGCAUAGGAAAUCUGUCAAUGGUUUUCCUGGGACUUCGUUGUCUGCAAAUCAGAAAGAAAGUGGAAAUUCCUCUAAUCACAGAAACAGUGCUCAGGAGAAGUUCUCUCAUUCUGUAUCAACGGGAGAGAAGGCUUUUGAGGCCCCUGCUGCUGAAGGGGGUACUCAUAAGUUGAUUGUUAAGAUAUCCAACCGGGGACGUAGUCCUGCACAGAGUGGUGGAUCUUUUGAAGAUCCUUCUGUUAUGAGCAGCCGAGCUUCUUCUCCUGUGCUUUCGGACAUACAUGAAGUAUCUGAACAUAAUACAAAAGAAAAGGGUGAUGCUGAUGUUAAUGCUGAAUCGUGGCAGAGUAAUGACUUUAAAGAUUUGCAGACUGGAUCUGAUGAUGGUGAUGGCUCUCCUGCUGCUCUUCCCGAAGAAGAGCAAUGUAGGACUGUUGGAGAUACUAGAAGAGUCCUUGAAGUACCCAAAGCUGCUUCAUCCUCAUCUGGUGGUAAUGAUACGAAGUCUGGGAAAUUACAUGAUACUUCUUAUAGUUCCAUGAAUGCAUUGGUCGAAAGUUGUGUCAAAUACUCUGAAGCAAACAUGUCCAUGUCACUUCCAGAUGAUAUGGGCAUGAAUCUUCUUGCUAGUGUGGCUGCUGGAGAAAUGUCCAAGUCCGACUUGCCUACUCCCUCAGAAUCUCCCCAAGGAUACAAUUCUGUAGGUGAUGAAUGCACGGGUGAGGAUGCCAAAUUAAACUCAUCACCUAAAGGCAUAACUAAAGAUCAUUCUCAACCAAAUUCUAUUCACAAUAUGGACUUGAAGCAAAGUAAGCUUCCUGUUGUUUCAUGUUGUAAAGAGAAGUCUAAUCAGGCACCACAAUCCUCUGGAGGUAUGAAAGGCUCUGCUUUAGAAGAGACUUCACAAGCAACAGUAGACUGUGCAACUGAGGUGAAUGAUAAGGUGGCAUCAAAUUCCCCCUCUCCUUCCGUAAAGGCAUCUAAGGAUGGGGUCCCCGAUAAUCAAUCCUGUGACCAAAAGGAAGUUGAUAUGAAGGCAGGUGGUAUGCUUAUUAGGAGAGAAGGAAUUGUACGUAAAUUCCAUGGUUUGGCUAUUUCAUCUUUACCAAUUGAGAAUAAAGAUGUGGCAAGCAAUAAUGUGCUCGAUCAUCAUAAUUCGACAGUGAUUCCUGAUGGGAAUGUGCUUCGAACUACCCUAUCCGUUGAGGAUGCAGAUGCAGAAAAUGUCUCGGGAUUAAGAGUUAGAGAAGCUGAUGAAAACCAUGGUAGCAGUAGUGCUAAACAAUCUGAAAUUGGAAGAGUUGAUGCAAAGAUGGAUGCUUUGUUGUCUCACGAAGACCAGAAGGCAUCUGGUUCCUGUUCAGAUGUUAUUGACCGGAAAAAUGAUUGUUUGAAUGCCAGUGCUGAAAAUGUUGAAACUGCUGAAUCUCUCUCAGUUGGAUCAAGUAUCAGGAAUGAUGUAUCAGCACCUUCCCCCAAGAAUGUAGUUGAAAACUUGCAUCUGGAAGAAGCAAACAAGGAUGACUCGAAAAGAGAAAUGGAGACAGAACAGGAAUCACUUGUGGCCCCUACCAAUUCAUAUAGAACUGAAGUUCCAGCUGAGAUGGAUCGAAAAAUGCAUUUUGAUUUGAAUGAAGGCUUCACUGGAGAUGAUGGAAAGUUUGGAGAAUCAGUAAACCCUGUGUCUACUGCUGCUGCUUUGAAUAGUAUUCCUGCCACCAUAACAGUAGCUGCUGCUGCGAAGGGACCCUUUGUUCCUCCUGUUGAUCUAUUGAAAAACAAAGUAGAACUCGGCUGGAAAGGUUCUGCCGCUACCAGUGCUUUUAGGCCGGCAGAGCCAAGAAAACUUCAGCUGCCUUUGGGUUCUCCAAGCGUUUCACCUCCUGAUGGUACUGCUAGCAAAUCAAGUCGUGCUGCAUUGGAUAUUGAUCUUAAUGCUCCGGGUGAUACAGCAUUGGACGAUCUGGGUUAUCAGGAUUCUACAUCUGAGAUCGGUUUGGUUCAGGAUGUUUCCAAUAAUCAUGAUCGUUUACGUGGUGAGCUUACAAGUUCUGUGUCAGGUCGUAGUUCUGGAGGACUUGAUCUUGAUCUGAAUAGGGUUGAUGAAGCUACUGAUUUACUACAGUGUUCAACAAGUAGCUGUCUCCAACUUGAAUCUCCUUUUGUACCUCUUAAAGUUUCUAGUUCAUUUGAUAAUAAAAGGGAUUUUGAUUUAAAUAAUGGGCCCAGUUUUGAAGAUGCAGCUGUGGAACGAUCUUCGUUUGCUCUGCAUGGGCAGGGAACCACCCACCCAAUAACCUCUCAGCCAGCUAUUGCUGGUCUCAGAAUGAAAAAUAAUCUAGAAGCUGGAAACUUCUCAUCCUGGUUAUCUCCAGGCACUUCUUAUUCAUCAAUUACUAUUCCUUCUGCUUUACCUGACCGAGGGGAGCAGCCUUUUCCGAUCAUUCCACCCGGUCAGCCGCAGCGAACCUUGGAUCCUCCUGGUAGUAAUCCAUUUGCCUCAGACGCCUUCCGUGGUUCAGUUUUUCCGGCAUCCCCAGCAGUACCCUUUGCCCCGAGUCCAUUUUCCUACCAUAUGUUUCCUUUCGGAACUACUCUACCUUUGGCAUCUGCUACAUUUCCUGUUGGAUCAACCUCUUUUAUGGAUUCAGCUUCUGGUGGUAGAAUUUUUACUGCCCCUGCAAAUUCUCAGUUUUUAGGACCUGUUGGGGCAGUUUCAUCUCAGUAUCCAAGGAAUUUCAUGGUAAGCCUCUCUGAUGGUAGUAAUAACGGUGGUGUUGAGAGUAAUAGGAAAUGGAGUGGCUCUGGACUUGACCUCAAUGCUGGCCCUGGUGUAUUGGAGAUUGAGAGCAGAGAGGAGAAUUUGGCACGACAACUUAAUGUUGGCAGUUCGCAAGUUCUUUCAGAGGAGCAAGCAAGGAUGUUUCCUCUUUCAGGAGGUGUUCUGAAAAGAAAGGAGCCUGAUGCAGGGUGGGAUCGUGAAAACUUGAGAUACAAGCAAUCCUCCUGGCAUUGACGUUGCAGAUAAUGGAGAAUGAGGAUCUUAAUCUAUUUGAUGGACAUUGGACCUGGCAGAGUACACAGCCUACGUAUCUUCUUUGGGGGUUUAGUCCUGGAGGCCAGCUUGUGACUGAGCACAGAGCCUCGGAUAACUUACCUGCAGCUUUGUGGUGUCUGAUUAUGCGUUAUCAGAAGAUUGGCAAGUAGGUUCUCUACUGAGAUAGUCUGUCUUUAAACUUUUGUCCUAAAUCUUUCAGACGGAUUUUAUCAUCAUCUCUGUAGAUAUUUAACAGUUGGAAAACAUGUUCACUGAUAGUGAAUAUUGAUACAGAAUGCAUCUGGCAUGUUCUCAUAAUGAAAUCUUUUCUGACCCCAGCUUUUCUUGCUGUGGAAGUUGAUAAGAGUAGAAAUUCUUACCUAAUUUAGUGAAAAGGUGUAAUGUGCAUUGUUACUUAUCUAUCGUUUCUCUUUGGUCUCUAGUCAUCGCUGUUGCACAUAAAUAUGUAGUUUAUGUAGUGAAUCUUGGUCUAUCCCCCUUCCAUUUGUUAUGGUUUUUCUUGAUUUAGAGUUUGAAAUGAUUGUAGAGGGAUUAUUUGUAUCUUAAGCUGUAUCCUAAGCUAACCAGGCACCAAUAUGUAAUUUAUCUUUGAUGGCACAGCAUGACGUUCUUAUCUGUAUUAUUCAUUUGGUGAUAAUGUGUAAUUAAAAACUCGUGUUAUAGAUUACAUUUUACUUAAAUCUGUGAUUUACCUGUGGCAAAUCAAAAUUCAAG
This is a messenger RNA of Oldenlandia corymbosa var. corymbosa, 6156 nucleotides long. The record is from the annotation of a GenBank genome assembly. NCBI's taxonomy places the organism in Eukaryota, Viridiplantae, Streptophyta, Magnoliopsida, Gentianales, Rubiaceae.